UGUCGCCAUAUUGCAGAGCACACAUGUAUGCCUAAGCCAGUGCUUUUUUCUGUAUCUUUGAAAAAUUAUGAUGUGAAAACUGUGAAACUUCUUAGAGAAAUCAUACUGAAGAACAAAAUCUGGUGACACUGUGGCUUGCUUUUAGGAAACAUGGCUGCGAUUUUUGGACAACUUGUUAUAGGGCCUCCAGGGAGUGGAAAGACAACAUACUGUCAGACAAUGGGCCAUUUCCUUAAGAGUAUUGGGAGGAAAGUUUCAAUUAUAAAUAUAGAUCCAGCUAACGAUUCCCUGAUUUAUGAAGCAGCAGCUGAUGUAUCAGAGUUAGUUACCGUGGAUGAUGUGAUGACUAAUCUGCACCUAGGACCCAAUGGAGGACUGAUGUUUUGUAUGGAAUUUUUGGAGAAAAAUGUUGAUUGGUUACUAGAGCAUGUGUGCCGCUUGAGAGAUUCUUACAUUUUAUUUGACUGUCCUGGGCAGGUUGAAUUAUACACUCAUCAUAAUUCAAUGAAAAAUAUUACAGAAAAGCUAGAGAAAUAUGGUGUUCAUCUAUGUGCUGUCCAUCUCGUAGACUGUCAUUACUGUAAUGAUCCAGGGAAGUUUAUCUCAGCAUUGCUGCUCUCCUUGUCAGCAAUGUUGCAACUAGCAUUGCCACAUAUCAAUGUUCUGUCAAAAGUAGACCUUCUUUCAAAGUACAGCAGCAAGUUACAUUUUGGGUUGGAUUUUUACACAGAUGUCCUUGAUCUCAAGUAUUUACUGGACUGUUUGGAUGAAGAUCCAUUCACAAAAAAAUACAAAAAAUUAAAUGCUGCAAUAGUUUCAUUAGUUGAAGAUUUCAGUUUGGUAUCAUUCAUACCCAUGAAUAUUGGAGACAGACAGAGUAUUCUUAAAGUAAAAAAUGCUGUGGACAAAGCAAAUGGAUAUAUUUUUGGAGCGGGGGAGCAACGUAAUGUGCAAGCACUGCUUGCAUGUGCUGUGGGAGCUGAUUAUGAAACGGGUGAAGAUAUGGACAGAUUUACGGAGGGUGCAGCAGGUGAUGAUGAGGAUGACGACGAUCUUAUGAUGAGGGGUGUAUGGGCAUAAACUGUGUGUGUUUCACUUAACAGAUCACACAAUUAGCCAUCAUUGAUAGCAAGAUUUUAUUGAAUGGGCAAUAUAGGUAUCUGUGCAUUUGUAUACAGUGCUUUUGAUAAUGUUACAUGAACUAAUCCAUUCUGUACAUCUUUAACUUCACAAUGUGUGUAUUGUUUCAUCUAUAGAUAAUUUUUCAGAUUUGUAUUUUUGUAAUGUUUUGAGUUUCAGUAAUAAAUUUGGAUGUACAGUUUUCUAAACGGUGGAGAAAUAUGGAGAUUAACUGAUUUAGCUCUACAUUCUCCAUACUUAUGUUCGUGCAAGUAAUUGCAAUGGUGUUGCAGUCUUUGUAAAAAAAUAAAUUAAUUAAAAACAUGAAAAAUAAACCUAUUUUGCUGUGGCACGCUGGACUUAGAUUAAAAUUCAUAGAUGCAGUGGAAUGGAGAAAAAUAUUAUCCAUCAAUUAUUGGUUAUGUUAUUCAGAUAGCAGUCAGUUUGUUACUUACGUUUGCCAAAUAGGUCAUCAUGAACAAGAUAGCAGCAUCUAAUGAGUAAUUGUGUAAAAUCUCUGUCCAUGACUGCAUUUUACACAAAAAGAUGUACAUAUUUGAAAUUCAUAAAAGAUGUUAGGUUAAAUGAAAAUAUUGAGAAUUUUAUAAUGAUUUCAUCAUAUUAACAUCGGAAACAUGUAGAUAUGAAUAUCCCAUAUUAUCCAACAUGUACACCUAUGUGGUGACUGAAAACAAUGUAGUUUAUAAAAAAAUGUUAUGAAACAUCAAGACAGGUACAAUAUAUGUAUGUAUUUAAGUUUGCACAAGACAGUGCAUCUUGGUAAGAGACCUAGAAAGUUACUGAUACACAUGUAAAAUGUGUAUAUGGCCACAAAGUAUACAAAAAAGUAUUGUAAUUCUCAAAGAAGUAGAAUUUGUUGAUUGGGGAAAAAAAGAAACUACAUGAUCUGCCUGAUAAUGAUUUCAGCCAAAUUUAAGUUUCAUUUCAGACCCAUGAAGUCUUUCAGACCAAUCAAGUUCUUUCUCAAAGUAGUUGACAAAGAUACCACAUUUUUAUUUAUUUACUUUAUUUGCAAUUCAGUACCUCGAUCAUACAAUUUCUACAACUUUUCUAUGCUU
Molecule: messenger RNA, 2198 nt
Organism: Schistocerca piceifrons (Central American locust)
Lineage: Eukaryota; Metazoa; Arthropoda; Insecta; Orthoptera; Acrididae
Product: GPN-loop GTPase 2
Exons: 6
Coding region: 151-1080 (309 amino acids)
Cellular component (GO): cytoplasm
Molecular function (GO): GTPase activity
Source: RefSeq, a predicted model, not a curated record